Molecule: messenger RNA, 708 nt
Organism: Fraxinus pennsylvanica
Lineage: Eukaryota; Viridiplantae; Streptophyta; Magnoliopsida; Lamiales; Oleaceae
Source: the annotation of a GenBank genome assembly
AUGCACCAUUUGGCAGGACAGCCUAAUAUUGUUGAACUCAAGGGGGCAUAUAAGGACAAACAUUCAGUGCAUUUGGUGAUGGAAUUGUGUGCCGGAGGGGAGCUUUUCGAUCGGAUCAUUGCGAAGGGGCAUUAUACUGAACGUGCAGCCGUGUCGUUGCUGAGAACUAUUGUACAGAUUGUUCACGCAUGCCAUUCAGAUGGGGUCAUUCAUAGGGAACUCAAGCCAGAGAAUUUCCUUCUGUUAAAUAAGGAUGAAAAGGCAUCAUUAAAGGCAACAGAUUUUGGUUUAUCUGUCUUCUAUUCAAGAAGAUCAUCCAUUGAUCAAGGAGGAUGGAGUCAUGGAGAGGCGCCUGAUAUGCUUCUCGAUAAUGCUGUUCUUGAUAAGCUUAAGCAGUAUAGAGCUAUGAACAAGUUCAAGAAAGUUGCACUCCGGGUUAUCGCUGGCUGCCUCUCGGAAGAAGAAAUCAUAGGAUUGAAACAACUGUUCAAAGGCAUGGAUACUGAUAAUAGUGGUACAAUAACACUUGAAGAGCUAAAGCAAGGAUUGGCGAACCAAGGGACAGAGUUGUCUGUAUACGAAGCUAAACAACUGACGGAAGCUGAUGGCCGGAUCAACUAUGACGAGUUUGUAGCCAUGAUGAAGAAAGGUAAUCCUGAUGCAGCAGCGAAUCCCAAGAAACGAAGAGGUUUCUCAUUUUGUAAUUAA